This is a messenger RNA of Malus domestica (apple), 1515 nucleotides long. Lineage: Eukaryota; Viridiplantae; Streptophyta; Magnoliopsida; Rosales; Rosaceae. The record is from RefSeq and is a predicted model, not a curated record.
CUUCCUCAACAACCUCCAAUCUGGUCAAGAGUCAGUCUUCAACAAAAUUUGUUACGAUCAAUUGAAAUGAUGUGUAGAGUUUCGGUGUUUACACUAGCUCAGGUGUUCACAACACCUCCACCUUGUCUCUGUCUACCUCUUUUGGCAGUGUCGACCAAGCUUUUUUUAAUUGGUGGAUGACUUUUUUCAAUUUAUGACUAAGAUGGGCGUGGCGUUCAUGGCUGGAUGAUAAGGUGACACAGUUGGGUGUGGAUGCAUUGCUGGUUAUCUGUGGUUCCUGUGGAUGUGGGGAAGCCAACUGUGAAAUCAGAUAAAUCUACAGUUCGAGAUGGGAGGUGUCGAUGGGAAAAUCCGGUCUAUGAAACAGUUAAAUUCGUCCGUGAGCCAAGAACCGGGAACAUCAAGAGAGUGUCUACAACUUUGUUGUCUCAACUUGUUCUUGGGGAGCUUUCUGUCGAUUUUGCUGACCAUGCCGAGGCUACUAAUUCAUCCUGUGUAUCUUUUCCCCUCAAGAAUUCAACAAUUAUGCAUGUUACCAUUCAAAGGUUGCACGCAAAUGUUGAUCCGAGGAUGAGGGCAUUAAUCGAACCACCCAAUUUGCUGUGCUCAACCACAGAGCAUCAUUUGGAUCUGACUUUACGUUGUCAGGUUCUGACAAUGUGUUUGGACUUGAAUCUCUGCAAGAACUUGGAUCAAGAGAUCCUUCCAACUUUCUGUCGUCUUUGAAUCACACCUCAGUACAGAGGUACAAGAGGAAUUGAGUUUUGAGAAGGACCUGAGUUUCAAUAUCCGUUUACAGCUCCAGAAGACUCAAGAAUCAAAUUCUGAUUUAAUUCUUGCUGUGCGAGACCUGGAGGAAAUUUUGGGGCACAAAAAUAAUGAAAUAGCCAAUCUUUCCAACAGGCCAGAGUCCUGCGGGGAUGCUGCAGGGUUGAAGGCAACCAUCUCGAAAGGUGGGACAAGUGAGGAUGAGGAGCAAUUGGAGCUGAUCUUGUUAAGAAGCACAGCAAUGCCAAGGAAACACACCUGCUCAAGAAACAGAUCGCUGAACUCUAUGGUGAAAUGGAAAUCUUUAGGAGAGAGUCGAGAGACUAAGAUGAGCUCAAGAUGCAAAUGGAGCAGCUUGCACUUGACUGUGAGAUAUUGAAAUAGGAAAACCAUGACAUCUCAUAUAAACAAGAUCAAAGCUCAUCUCCCUCUGCUGGCGUAAAUGAACUCGAAUGCCAAGUUGAGGAUUUGAAAACAGAACUGGAGCUGCUUUGGAAACCUCAACUGCUUCAUUUUUCGUGAAGGAAAAUGAUCUUCAGAACUAAUCAAAGGAUUAGAGAGCAGGGUCGUACCCAGUGCAUAAGGCUCCCGCUUUACACAAGGUCUAAGAAAGGUGAAUGUCGGCUAGCCUUACCCCCAUUUAUGGAGAGGCUGCUCCCAAGUCUCGAACCCGAGACCUACCGCUCAUGGGCGAAGACACUUGCCAUCGCACCAAGUGCGACCGAAGGAUUAGAGAGCAGGGUGGAA